This is a messenger RNA of Boeremia exigua, 733 nucleotides long. Its product is annotated as ribosomal protein L37e-domain-containing protein. Gene Ontology annotation, biological process: translation. The record is from RefSeq and is a predicted model, not a curated record. The coding region runs from base 151 to 456 and encodes 101 amino acids. The transcript has 6 exons. Gene Ontology annotation, cellular component: cytosolic large ribosomal subunit; ribosome. Gene Ontology annotation, molecular function: structural constituent of ribosome; RNA binding. Lineage: Eukaryota; Fungi; Ascomycota; Dothideomycetes; Pleosporales; Didymellaceae.
UGGGUGUGAGCUAGGAUAACUUUGCGCAUUUGGCGCUAACCCCGACGCGGAACACUAGUGAAGCGAAGCGCACCUUUCGAAUUUGGCUGAGCCUUUGCGACACUUCAACCCCAAAACUAACCUCAACAGCGUCACGAGCCCCCAUCCAAAAUGACCAAGGGUACCUCCAGUUUCGGAAAGCGUCACAACAAGACGCACACGCUUUGCAGGCGUUGCGGUCGUCGCUCCCUCCACAUCCAGAAGCACACCUGCUCCUCAUGCGGCUACCCUGCUGCUAAGACCAGGAAGUUCAACUGGGGCGAGAAGGCCAAGCGCAGGAAGACCACCGGUUCCGGCCGCAUGCGCUACCUCAAGACCGUCAACCGCAAGUUCUCCAACGGUUUCCGCGUCGGCACCCCUGCCGGAGCCAAGGGCAUUGACGGCGUGAUGAAGUCCAUCCGGACAGGCGCACGAUAAAGUAGGGGUUCAGCAAAAUGGUAUUGCACGGCAUGGGGCGUUCUGUCAUCCCUCCCGGCUGCCUGAUACCCGAAUGAAAUGAAUGAGGGUUAUACCAGGCAUUACGGAAAAUUUCAUCAUGUUCAGUCACGAAUGGAAACAUCGACCAAGCAGCCACUGUGCCAUGGUUCUCUCAAGAAUCUUCUCACCACGUUGAAUUGAUGGAGGCCCUAUUGAUGUACGGAGAUUCACACUACUCACCCUGACAAACGCCGCUGCUAUGUACUCAUGGUACUCA